This is a messenger RNA of Linum trigynum, 330 nucleotides long. NCBI's taxonomy places the organism in Eukaryota, Viridiplantae, Streptophyta, Magnoliopsida, Malpighiales, Linaceae. The record is from the annotation of a GenBank genome assembly.
AUGAUGCCAGGCUACGACACGGAAGGGCCUGUAAUGAAUGAUGGGCCGGAGAUGGUGGGGGGAUUUGUGAGAGAUGCCAAUGGGCUUGGAUGGUUGGGCUUGGAUGGCGAGGCCGAAGAUGACGGGCUCAACUUGGUGGGCCGACCGGCCAACCCAAUGGUGUACCAGAGGGGUAGCGGACCGGGCAGGGUGGCUGACCCGGUCGAAUGGGGUCCGCUCCUGUCUGGAGGACCGGGACCGAGUGGACCAUGGCGGGUCGAACUGAAGUUGGGCAGACCAAACCUGGGUGGACCAGAGUGGGGCGGACCGAAGGUGGUCGAACCGAGCUAG